AAGGAAGCCACUCCCCGUUUUCUUUUAUUUUUCUAUCUUUCACUGCUUAAUGUCUUUUAUUUGCCACAAUACUGCAUUCUGUUUCUGGGGGGCGGUGUAUGAAAAAGGAAAACCAAAAAGCAUAAGCUUUUCCUGAGUAGAUCUACUAACAAGUUUUCUAUACAUCCUGGUGGCCUUGGCUAAGCCUUUGUUUUUGUUUCUCUUUGAAGAAGCAAAGGGCUUUUUUUUCUUCUCUUUCUUUCUUUUUUUCUUUCUUCUUCAGUAAAAGGAAUCAUUGAAGAUGCCUAGACUAGGUCCAAGACCGUAUAUCUGUGAAAGAAGAGCUUGGCACAGUGAUAGACACCAACCCAUGAGAGGUUCUCUCAUUCAAGAAAUUUUCAGAGUUGUUAAUGAGAUUCAUAGCUCAGCAACUAAGAAGAACAAGGAAUGGCAAGAGAAACUCCCUGUUGUUGUCUUAAAAGCAGAAGAAAUUAUGUAUUCUAAAGCCAAUUCCGAGGCUGAGUACAUGGAAAUUAAAACCCUCUGGGAUCGAACCAAUGAUGCCAUUAACACGAUCAUUAGGCUUGAUGAGAGUACUGAAACUGGAGAGUUUAUUCAACCUUGUAUUGAAGCUGCUCUUAAUUUAGGCUGCGCUGCAAGAAGAACUUUGAGGAGUCAACGCAAUUGCAGUCCGAGGUAUUACCUUAACCCGGGCACACAAGAAGCAGGGAACACUACUCAAGGAAAUCUCUUAACUAAUUCACACUGCAUGUCCGGUUAUUCUGGAUUCAUAAAACAUACAACCAUGAAUGUGGCACAUAUGGGCACUGAUGCUCAGAAACACGUUGCUCAGAUCGUUGACCGUGUCACCAACAAGUUCUCUUUUCCAUCUAAGAAUGGUUUUCUUCCUAGUAAUGCGGAGAAGCAUGCUCUAACUAUGUAUUCGGUUUAUCCUCUUUUCUAUGGGAACCACCCUAAAGUUGAAGAACUGCAGCAUAGCUAUGGAAUCUCCCCGAAGUCAAUUACCAACAUAGUAGAAUCCGAUAAGAUGGGUGUCAUUUGUGACAUCUUCUCUCCUGAUGUGGACUCUUCGAGUAAGAUAAACCAGACAGAUGUUAGAAAUAUUUCUAACAAUCCACAUGAAAUUACCUGUGAUCUAUCGUUGCGUUUGGGCCCCUUUCAACACCUUGCCUGAGUGCUGGAAACAGUCAACCCAAGGAAAUUGAAAAUAGUGGUUCCACCUUUCUAGAGUGGAACAGAUUCAGUCAUCUUACACCACCAAUUGAUAAAAGUUUAUCUUCCUUUCGAAGGAGCAACCGAGAUGCCCCCUUCAAUUCAUUUUCAAACAAAUUGAGCCUUGAAGGUGGACAUAUGAAUGUAGAUGCAACAUUGAGCAAACGAAAGGCAGUUUAUGCUCCACCAGUCGAUCAACGAUUCUGUUUGCCUUAAAAGCUUCCUCGCUGCGAUUUAACUGGAAGAAUAUAGUGUGUAGGAUCCUAGAUCGUCCUUUAAGACCAUUAACUGUCUUGGUGAGUAUGUGCUGCUGAAGCUCUUUUCCUUGUUUUGCCUUUUUUUGUAGUUAAAGUUAUGUGUGGAUGAGCAGUGUGUUAAAAUGUUGCAAGAAUGUUAGGGUUGCAAUAUGUGAAUGAGUUUAGUUGGAAUCACCAACAAAAUGACUGAAGAGACUCUUGACCUGUGACGUACAAAGUAUGUUGUCUUACAUUUUUCUGCUUGUAGAAACAUAACUCUUAUCAUGUUCACUUUUGAUACACCAUUCCAUCUGUCUGGACCAAAAUAUAUUUGGUAAAAACUCACCCUUUAAAAACAGUUAACUGGAAAAGCAUGAGAAUGUAAACUUAGCCGUAUGCUUUUCGUGUGGUUGUGACACACCGACUUUAUAUUAUCAUGUAUGAUUUGUUAGAUUUAAGAUGAAGGGAAAAUGUAAAUAAAUGUGAAUCUGAAGAGAAAAAUGUUGGUUUGUAGGACUAAGGGGACAAGGGUGUCUGCAAAGAUCUAACCGGUAUUAUUUCGGGGUCAAUAUUCUUGAUGCCUGAUGUGUGGACCCUUUAUGGUCGGUGUAAUUAGGAAGGGUAGAAAUCAUUGAUGGAUGACUGGUGAGUGUGCUUUGUUUUUCGUUUCUUUUCUUUUGAGUUUUGGAUGUAGUAGUGGGUUUGUGGCUACUUUUUUUUUAAUGAGGUAUGCUUUUUUUUUUGUAUUGGCUGCUGCCAGUGGUGGGGUCAGACUCUAAAUCUUUUUUGUUUUCCUUUGGUUUCAUCAACCUUGAAUGUGGUGGAGAAUAUGAACCUUUCUGGUGAUGUUAUUUUGUCUUAAAAAAAAGUUUAGGGUAUCUAGUUUCUU
This is a messenger RNA of Hibiscus syriacus, 2337 nucleotides long. RefSeq lists its product as uncharacterized. NCBI's taxonomy places the organism in Eukaryota, Viridiplantae, Streptophyta, Magnoliopsida, Malvales, Malvaceae. Gene Ontology annotation, molecular function: transcription coregulator activity. The record is from RefSeq and is a predicted model, not a curated record. Gene Ontology annotation, biological process: regulation of DNA-templated transcription. The coding region runs from base 281 to 1174 and encodes 297 amino acids. The transcript has 4 exons.